Molecule: messenger RNA, 924 nt
Organism: Rhagoletis pomonella (apple maggot)
Lineage: Eukaryota; Metazoa; Arthropoda; Insecta; Diptera; Tephritidae
Product: antigen 5 like allergen Cul n 1-like
Exons: 3
Coding region: 22-849 (275 amino acids)
Source: RefSeq, a predicted model, not a curated record
AAUCUAUAACUACUUAGUAGAAUGUUUACGAAAGUAGAAGUAAAUAUGCUGAUUACAUAUUUAUCAAUUUUUGCCCUGCUUUACACUGCAGCUGUGGAUGCCGCCGUCGGCGAUGUGGACUAUUGUAGCGCAGCUUACAUGUGUAGUGGCCGUGUCGAGAAACAUGUCUUGGCCUGUAACCAUACCGGGGCCUUCGCCGCAGGUUGCCCAUCCAAUGCUGAAAUGUUGCCGAUUACGGAGGAGUUUCAACAACUUUUUCUAGGUGAGCAUAAUAAAUAUCGCAACGAAGUGGCAAAGGGACUUGUUUUCGAGCCAGCUGCUGCUAUGGCCACUUUGGAAUGGGAUGAUGAGUUGUCAUACUUUGCCGAAUUUAACGUGAAACAGUGUGGCAUAAUAUAUGAGGAUCAGAAAUGUUUCACCACUGCGCGCUAUAAUACGCUCGAUCAAAAUAUCGGUUGGUUGUUCUAUACGAAAUCGAGAUUCAAUCGCACCAAAAUUUACGAUGAUAUUAAGGAACAUAUACGUGUUUACUGGUAUGAGCAAUAUCACGAUUGUACACAGGCGGAAAUAGAUUCGUAUCAUCCACCGCAAUACAAAUUAAUUUUACACUUUGGUAAAAUGGUAAUGGAUCGCAAUAAUCGCGUUGGCUGUGCCGCUUCCCUAUAUGAAACCGAUUAUGGAUUUAAUGUGCUCUUCACGUGCAACUAUGCCCGUCGCUUAUUCUGCUACAAGCCCAUAUUCCGUUCUGGCCCUUAUCCAGGCUCCCACUGUAGAACUGGCAUGAAUCCACGCUAUCCAUUCUUAUGCUCAACCAAAGAAGAGUUUAAUCCCAAUGACUAUAAAGUAUAGCUUUAUGCAAUAGAUAUUGAACGAUUAAUAUGUAUAUUUAAGAAUAAAAGCAAAUUAAUUAAUUUUCGAAUCAGA